Messenger RNA from Dioszegia hungarica, 582 nucleotides. RefSeq names its product small GTPase superfamily. Gene Ontology annotation, molecular function: GTP binding; GTPase activity; GDP binding. Gene Ontology annotation, biological process: small GTPase-mediated signal transduction. The coding region runs from base 1 to 582 and encodes 193 amino acids. The transcript has 5 exons. The record is from RefSeq and is a predicted model, not a curated record. Lineage: Eukaryota; Fungi; Basidiomycota; Tremellomycetes; Tremellales; Bulleribasidiaceae. Gene Ontology annotation, cellular component: plasma membrane.
AUGUCCGCCCCUAGCGCGAGCUCGAUGAAGCGGAAAGUCGUCAUUAUGGGCGCACCAAGUGUCGGCAAGACCUCCUUGACGCAACAGUACAUCGCCCCGCCGACAUACCAAGAAUCAUACUUCCCCACUAUCGAGUCGACGAGUCACAAGGCGGUCAAGUUUAACGGCGAGGAGUAUGAUUGCGAGAUCAUCGACUCGGCAGGACAGGACGAGUACACUCUCUUCCCAUCGAAAUAUGCGGUUGGCGUACACGGCUACUUGCUUGUCUACUCGAUAACGUCGCGCCAGUCGUUCGACAUGGUGCAGACUGUCCAUGACAAGAUUCUGGAUUUUGCGGGGCUGGCGAAAGUCCCAUGUGUCGUUGUGGGCCAGAAGACAGAUCUUGGCGAGAAGAGUCGUAUGGUGACGACCGCGGAGGGAGAAGCUCUGGCGAAGAAGCUGAACGCGGCGUUUGUCGAAUCGUCAGCCAAGGAUAAUAAGAAUGUCGGCAAGGCAUUUGAGGUGCUUCUCGGGGAGAUGCAGAAGGAGUACAACCCUGCUCCCGAGAAGAAGAAGGCUGGAUGGUUCUCCUGGGGCAGGUAG